Molecule: messenger RNA, 1673 nt
Organism: Sinocyclocheilus rhinocerous
Lineage: Eukaryota; Metazoa; Chordata; Actinopteri; Cypriniformes; Cyprinidae
Product: sterol O-acyltransferase 1
Exons: 15
Coding region: 39-1673 (544 amino acids)
Biological process (GO): cholesterol metabolic process; cholesterol efflux
Cellular component (GO): endoplasmic reticulum membrane
Molecular function (GO): fatty-acyl-CoA binding; cholesterol O-acyltransferase activity; cholesterol binding
Source: RefSeq, a predicted model, not a curated record
AUCACGUUUGUUCUUGGUGUUGGGUUUUCAGCAGCAGGAUGGUGAAUGAGGGUGCUGGCGCCCCACGCAGUCGCAGGGGGUCUCAUAAGGUGGUUCCUUCAUCAGACCAGGAUGGCACAGGAGAGGUGUCCUGCCCCAGUAAUGGAACAGUGGAAGUGGAGCACAUUAUCAGCGCAAAACUACAGCUGAAGAAGAAAGCUGAGCAUUUGAAGGCAGACCUGAUGAGGCAGUUCGACACUCAAGUCAAUGAAUUCAUGGACAGUCUGAUAGAGGAGUCUGCCAGUCUGGGUUCGUCCCAUGUGAGCACAGUCUUUCCUCUCUCAGAUAAGGAGAAAAGCAAACUCAGGCAUACACGACCUUCCCAAAGCCAAAGCAAGCAGUUCGUGAUCCGUCGAUCCCUGUUAGAUGAUCUGUUUGAGGUGAACCACAUUCGCACCAUCUAUCACAUGUUCAUCGCCCUCCUCAUCCUCUUCAUCUUCAGCACGCUUGUCGUGGAUUUCAUCGAUGAGGGCAGACUGGUACUUGAGUUUGAUCUGUUGGUGUACGUGUUUGGCCAGUUCCCCCUAGUGGUUGUCACGUGGAUGUGUAUGUUCCUGUCCACGCUUGUGGUUCCGUAUGUAUUGCUCAGUGUCUGGGCUAGUGUUUACCGCACGUCAAACCAUCGGGCCUUAUGGACAGCGCUGGCCGGUUCUCUCUUGCUGCUGUACCAGGGACUGUGUUUGGGUUUCCUGCCCACAUAUGUGGUGCUGAAGAACGGCCUUCCCCCUGCUUCAUGCUUCAUACUCAUUCUAGAACAGGUGCGCCUGAUAAUGAAGGCUCACUCUUUCAUCAGGGAAAAUGUGCCAAGAGUGCGAUCCUUACAACGAAACAAAGCAAAUUCGUUAGCUGUACCUCAAUUCACCCAGUACAUUUACUUUCUCUUUGCACCCACCCUGAUAUACAGAGACAAUUAUCCACGAAAUCCAUGUAUUCGGUGGGGUUAUGUGGCUACAAAGUUUUCGCAGGUGCUCGGCUGUUUGUUUUAUGCAUAUUACAUAUUUGUGCGGCUGUGUAUCCCUCAGUUCCGCAGUAUCAGUAUGCAGCUCUUUGACCUGAGGGCCAUGGUGUUGUGUGUCUUCAACUCUAUACUGCCAGGAGUGCUGGUGCUUUUCUUGGCAUUUUUUGCCUUUCUGCAUUGCUGGCUUAAUGCAUUUGCUGAAAUGCUACGGUUUGGAGACAGAAUGUUUUAUAAGGACUGGUGGAACUCCACUUCAUUUGCUAACUAUUACCGCACAUGGAAUGUUGUAGUACAUGAUUGGCUUUAUUACUAUGUCUACAGGGACUUCCUGUGGAUGGCACAGAAGCAAUUCCGUGCAGCGGCCAUGUUGGUUGUUUUUACUGUGUCUGCUGUGGUGCAUGAGUACGUUCUGGCCAUCUGCUUUGGCUUCUUCUAUCCCGUCAUGUUCUGCCUCUUCAUGUGCUUUGGAAUGGUGUUUAACUUCGUUCUUAACGACCGGAGAAAAGGGCCGAUCUGGAACGUGAUCAUGUGGACUGCACUGUUUUUGGGUCAGGGUGUUCUCAUCUGCCUGUACUCUCAGGAGUGGUACGCGCAGCGCUUCUGCCCCAUUCAAGAGCCUUCUUUCCUAGACUUGCUGAAGCCUCGAUCCUGGACUUGUACUCCACUUGCACUCUGA